GGUUCUCGUUCAGUUCAGUGCGGAGGUAACGUAACUAUUAACAACACUGGUGAAAUCACUAGUCCCCGAUUUCCAUUAAACUAUCCUAAGAAUGCAGACUGUGAGUGGAAGAUCUACGUGGAUGAAAGUUCACGAAUAAAGCUAACGUUCAUGGACUUUAAAGUAAGUGAUAAGUUAAUGAGGGAACAAAGUUUUUUAAGUGAUUAGCAACGACAUUUCUUUUCAAAAUUCUAUUUUUUAACUAAGUUCCAAAAAAUGCAUAAUUAUGCGGAAGGAAAGCCUGAAAAUUUUCAGGCUUGCGGGAGUACAACCCUUGACCUCUGCGAUACCGGUGCAGCGAUUUCAGCAAUUGAGCUGGCAACCCAACUGGGAGAUGGUCAUUAAAUUGGUUCGUAACAUACCGGGCAAAGAUGAAGACGAAAUAAUCAAUAUGUGAAUUUCAAAUAUUUAAACCGCACAAUGAAUACAUACAGUGUACAGAAGAUCCUCGUAGUUAAUGUCGCAACUUAUGUAUAGCGCGCUCCGCCCCAUCUUAAUUGCAAAUCAUGAACCUCCCAAUCCUAAGUUCGUGCGAAUAAAGAUGAUCUCUUUACCCAUCAAAUACGCUGUUCUACCCCCACGCGUUCCGACAAAAAAUUUGCAUUCAUGUGCCACAUCUAGAUCUAGAGAGUUAGGAUUUUUAACUGAAAAAAACUAACGCAUUAGCGGAGCUACAUCAGGAGUGCUGGUGUCCUCGCUCUUGAUCCUGGGUUUGUAGACCACGCACCGUUCACACCUUGUUCAAGGCUUCCGGUUCAGAAUGAUACCCUGUUGUAGACUCAGGAUCCCAAAAACCGCACCAGUUCAGCGGCGCAUCCCCAUUUAGGCCAGGUAAGGGGGUCCACCACCAGGGAUUAUAGACGGAUUUUAUCUACCUCCUUUUACCCGAUCUGCAAGUUAUAUACAGUGAAACCUCUUAUUAAGCGGACACCCUCUAUUAAGCGGACCCCCAAUUAAGCGGACGCCCUCUAUUAAGCGGACACUAAGCCAGGUACCGAAAUUAACGUCUUAUAUUUCCCUUUAUAACGAACCCUAUGCAGCGGAAACCUCUAUAAAGUGGACGCGGACACUAAAAUAAAUUGUAUUUGUCUAAUUUCUAUUGUUAAUAACCUCUAUUAAGCGGACACCGGACUGAAUUAACAAUAGUAGUAUUAAAUUACGUCCUUGAAAUACGUACUGAAGUCAGUUAAUGUUUUUGGAUUUAUAAUUACACUAACUUAAAGUUGGUACUGAAAGGUAAUGAACUUGAACUCUGGAUAGCUUCUUUAACAACAGGCAACUUUAUCACAGUACAUGUACAGAGUAACUGUUGAAUGUUGAUCGUUGACAAACAUUGCGCAAUUUUUACAACCUCUAUUAAGCGGACACUUGGAAAGGUCCCGAAGGUGUCCGCUUAAUAGAGGUUUCACUGUAUAUGGACGUUGUUUCUGCCUUGUUCAGGUCCAACACUUUUAAUUUUUUCGGCCGAAAACGAUCCCCAAAGUAGCUAUCAUAAAAACUAAGAACCAUUGCUUUUUUUCUCUUCUCCUUUUUCCUUCUAACUCGCUCCUACUUUUUCUCCUUUCCUUUUCCUUCGGUACUGUGAUUUUGGAACUUCUUGGGUUUAGGAAACCUGCCUUUUGACGCCUUUUCACUCAAAUGACUGCAAACUUCGUUAAGCUGGUUUUCAACAAAUCGGCUUAAGUAUGUAUGUAUGUAUGUAUGUAAAUCUUUAUUUAAACACGGGAAAUCAUCAGUUAAGCUCAAGUUAAAAACUAAAACUAAUUACAACUGCUUUACAUGAUUGCCGUGUGGGAAUCCGAUAUAUCAGCUACCUUCUUGAUAUUUCGCUUAAAAUGCUCAACGGAUGCAGCAUUUUUUAAGUUUUUGGGCAAGUUAUUCCAUAACAUGGCCCCGCUGUAAGAGAAGCUUCGUUUCAAAUAAUUGGUGCUUGGUUUGGACAGGGUCAGCCUUCCCUCAGAGUUUCUUAAGUUGUAAGCAGAGUGACGCUGAGAGAAAAGACUUUGUAGAUAUUCCGGAGCAAGGUCAUUCAUGGUUUUAUACAUCAUUAAGGCUUUUUGUUUCUUUCGUCGAAGAGAGAGUCUCUCCCAGCUGAGGGUGGAGAGGUGGUUUGAGCUCGCAUCAAAGGGUGAUUUAGUAAUAACUCUGGCUGCGCGAUUCUGUAAUUUUUGGAGCUUAUCACUCAAGUAACAACUCAAACAGUCCCAGACGGGGUUGCAGUAAUCAAAAUGAGGCAUAAUUUGAAUUGCAGUUUCUUUGGAUAUAAACGGCCGCACACGUUUUAGGGCGCCUAUAGCUGAAGAGACUUUCUUGCAAAUCUCUUCAACGUGUUUACCCCAAGAGAGUUGAGCAUCUAUGGUAAGACCCAAGGAUUUGGUAUGAUCGACUCUCUUGAUAAUUUGGUCAUCAAUUCUGAUUUCUACAUCGUCACAUUGGGCAGAUAGUUUUUGUCUUGAUCCAAUAAUCAUUAGCUCUGUUUUAGCAACAUUUAGACUGAGCUUGUUAGCUUUCAGCCAACAGCUAAGGUUAUUUAAUUCAGGGGUUAGAGCUAAGCUUAAGCUCUGUUAACGUCUUAGCAGAUAACGUAAGGUUGGUGUCAUCGGCAAACAUUCUUGGUACGGCGCCCCGCAGGGAAUUGGGAAGAUCAUUAACGUAAAUUAAAAAUAGAAAAGGACCCAAUGUGCUACCCUGCGGCACGCCGCAACUGAGGGUACGAGCAGAUGAUAGUUUGCCACUGACAUUACAUCUUUGGGUUCGGCCACUUAAGUACGAUGAGAACCAUUUUAUGGCUGCCUGAUCGACACCCAAGUAUGACAUCUUACGCAAGAUGAUCUCAUGAUCAGUGGUAUCGAAUGCCUUAGUAAGGUCAAUAAAGACAACGCCAUUUAGAAGGCCGUUGUCGAUGUUUAUUGACCAAGCAUUUGUUGCCUCAAGCAAAGCCGUGAGCGUACUAUGUAGAGAACGGAACCCUGAUUGGCAACCUAGUAGCAAUUUAUUAUCAUCUAGAUAAUGGAAAAGUUGAUUAUAAACAAUUCUUUCAAAAACUUUCGAAAUUAUAGGGAUUACAGAUAUUGGCCUGUAGUUGUUAGGGUCCGAUUUAAUGCCCUUUUUAUAAAGUGGAGUCACUUUGGCCAUUUUCCAAUCGUUUGGAUAUAUCCCAGUGAGAAUAGACUUUGAGAAUAUUGAGGUAAGAGAGGGUGCGACGAUAUUAGCAGCCAUUUUCAACAAUUUACUCGGAAUCAUAUCAAGACCGGUGGCUUUCUUUUCAUCAAUUUUCGACAAAACGUUAGAAACAAUAUCAACACUCGGAAUUUGUAGAGAAAACGAAUGGUCAGUGAGCUCUAAAUAAGACUCAGGAUUAGCAUCGACAACAGGAAUAUCUUGUGCUAAUACCUGCGCAACGUUUGUAAAGUGAUCGUUAAUAUUUUCCGCAAUGUCCAUAGGGUUACUUGCUAUUUUAUUAUCUACCUUGAUCUCCAAAAUAUUCGUUGACUUACGACUUAUUCGUUGUCUUUGAGUCCGGGGUGACACGUGUUGGUUCAGUGAUUAACUGACUAAGACCAUAUAUAUCGAAAAUGUUUAUCAGAUGAGAAGAAUUAACUGUAAUUGCUUCAGGCAACAAAUUGCAGUUGAUAUCACCGAGUAAAUAUAAUUCCUUUUUUUCCGCGUCAAUUUUAGCAAUAACAUUCUCAAAUUCGCUAAAUAAAUUGGGUGGAGAACUUGAGGGUCGAUACCAAGUACCGACCAGAAAUGGUGUACUUCGUGGCUUACUGAUUUCAACGAAAAGACACUCUAAAAGAUCAUUAUUUAAAUCACUGCGUAUUCGAUAGUUCAGAUUAGUGCGAACGUAUGUACAUACUCCACCUCCAUUCCUUCCGUUAAUUUUACGAUCUUUUCUCAUUAUUUCAAAGCCAGGUAUGUAAACUUCGUAAUCACGUACUGUAGAGUCUAAUUUUGAUUCGUUGAUAUGUAAAAUAUCAGCUUUUGAAGAGGACAUAAAAACUCUAAGUUCGUCAAUAUGAGAGAACAGACUAUUAAUGUUAAGGGACGCUAUGGCUAAACCUCGCUGAUUAACGUAUGUUUUGCCUCCUAGCUGGAAUCAUGUCUGUUUGAUUAUUUGGAGGUUUUUAAUGGUGACACAAAAGAUAGAAAGAAACGUGUGGCUAAGCUAUGCGGAAGUGAUUUACCUGAUCCUAUCGAAUCCAGUGGCAACACACUCAUCCUAAAGUUCUCUUCAGAUUACUCAAUUGGCUACAAAGGCUUUAAGCUGCAGCUUACAAAAACAGGUGUGGCACUAGCUAGCUCUGUUAGUACAUACGAAGAGUAACGAGCAUUAUUCUCUUUGUACAUGCUGUGUUAUUUACCGUGAUGUAAUUAGGCCUUUACAAUUUUGUAGCAAGUGUCUGCAAAACGCCGGAUAAGCAAUAGUACCUACAGUGAAUCUGUGCCUACUAGAGAUCAGACCAUACGUCAAGAGAUCACUUACGAAUGCGAAAAACAAUAAAUCAUUUUGUAAAAUCACUUUACCCCAAAAGUAGUCGUGGCCACAUGAAAGAGAGAUACGACAGGUUUCAAAUGCAAGCUUUGACGGGGAAUUAUUAUUGUUAUGUUUUUUUUUAUGGAUAAGAAGUCGCUUAAUUGGAGUUGGUUGUAGCACAUGGGGGUUCGACCUUGUGUAUAUUUCGAUACUGUCAAUCUUACGUCUUUCAGUUCCAUUGUGUGGCCCAGAGGGUGCUUUUGCGGAUUAUGCCUUCCUCAUAGACGCUUCAGGCAGUAUUCUCCCACCGGAAUUUGAUAUUUUAAAAACGUUCGUCAAACGAGUGAUAGACUUUCUUCAGAUUGGACCUAAUCAGACCCAUGUUGGCGUGAUCGAGUACAGCAGAGGUGCUAGUUUGCAGCUCAAUUUUUCACGGUCCUAUGACAAACGAGAAAUUAAGAGGUUUGUGCAACAAGUGCCCCAUACUGCAGGUAUCACACGGAUUGACUUGGCGUUGAAGGUUGCUUCGGAACAAUUGUUCACACCGCAAGAAGGAAUGAGAGAUGAUUCAAGAAAGGUAAAGUUAGCUGAAUCUAUCAAUGAAUUCAACGGCCAUGAUUUUCUAAGGUUACAGAACGAUUUUAUGUCGAUAACGUUUUAGAAUUUUGUGAUUUAUUCAAACGAAAGUGCAUUUAUAGUAGUAAAAAGAGAUACAAAGUUCUGAACUUAGGUAAUGGGUGAAAGAGGUACCAUUUGCCAAUAGAUGGUAUACUAAAGGGGUACCUUGAGUUUUCUGUCAAAAAUGGUAAGAGGUCAGACCUUGAGGUGGAUCCUAAGCAAUUGUUCAACAUCCUGGAACAUCCAACGACUGUUUUCAUUGUAAAAACAUCUUUUCGAAGAAGCAAAUACUGCCUAGAAUUUUCUAUUUUUUCGAGGAUUGCUAAAAUUUUUCUAGAUGACCGUUUCAUUCACGUACAAUUUGCGAAGCUUAUCUAAUAAUUUUUGUGAAGUUUAAUUUUUUACAUGUUAAUGGCCAGGUUGGGCUGUAUUAGUACAAAAAAGGAAAUCUAAAAUUUUCGGAUUCAAAACUGUGAUAGAGAGAGAGGAAUCUUUUAAUAUGCCUUAUUAUUCAUUCAAAAUAUUUUCCCGAUUCUGAUUGGCUAAAAGCACACGCAUAACUCACCUUAACCAGUUACUGAUGACCAAAUUUGGAAGAAUUUUGUGUUUAACGAGGAAAUGACUUCAAAAAUGCAGCGUUCUUGCAGGUUAAUGCACCGUUAACCGAGAAGACCUGGGGGCGAGGUUGAGUUGUUUUGAUUGUGAAAACAAGAAAUAGGGGACGUUUCCCUCGUUUCAAGAGUAAGAACUAAGCGCAAUUAUAGCUCAAAACAUAACAAGAACAGCAAGAACACAACUCGAAGGGCGACAUCUGCUAUUUGGAGAAUAUUUGCGGAGCUGAACAACCCUAAACGUGCACUAUUGAAGGUGAACUUAACAUCGAUGGAGGUAAGCAUGUUUUAGCUUUGUUUUUAAACUACGAAUUAUUUUGAAUGAAUAAUAAAACAAUUAUUGAAUUCGGCUUUCGUAUCAUAUGAAGAAUUAUGGAGAUCUCGGCACCCUCCUCGAUCUCCAUAAUUCUUCAUAAGAUACUCAGCCUCAUUCAUUAAUUGUUAAUUAACGCUACCUCUUAUAGAGACGACCAAAAAUUUGUUCAAAAUCACGGCUCGAGAGUGGAAAAAGUCCACUUUCAGUUGACGUCCGUGGCUCAAAAACAUCACUUCUUAAGCUCCCUGUUAUCUCUUGGUGCCCCCCCAGCUGCUGGACAUGUUGCAGGUAACGAGAAUAAAGAAAAUUAAGUCACUUAAAGCUCGCUGCAAAAAGCCUUUACCUCUCCUCAAUCAAACUAACUAAAGAGAGAGACGUUAAUAGUUCGCAGCUGAAAUUUCAAAAUUAAUAGGGACCUUUAGAUUCGAGGACGGCAUUUCCAGAUUUGGCUUAUUUUAUUCCCGCGCAUUCUCAAAAAAUAGACCCCCCGGAAAGCUUCAUUUUACCUUUUUGUUUUUUUCACCAUAAAAGUAAACACGGUCAUUUUAAGUAAAGGAGCCGGGUUAAGCCCUUUCCCGAUCGCAACACUGAUGGUAACGCCUUCUAACUGAUCUGAUGACUUGAUGUGCUGCGCAUGCACCACAUCGUAUUGAGAAAAGUUUCGUUCUCAUAGUCCGUACUCGAACAACAACAAAUCAACAAUAAUUUUAUUCCACAUAGUUCUGAUACAACACUAAUCACACACUCAGAUAAUAAGGUUAAAUAAGAAAAUUAAAUGGAAAAAUUUACAUUAAAAAAAAAGGUAAAUGAAUAAAUACGAUUAAAAAAAUUGUGCUUUCCAAGGCUAAGAUAGAUUGCUAAAGUAAUUGAGCAACUGGGAGACUUCCAUGUAGUCAUUUUCAAGCUCUAAGGUUUCAAGAAGUAUUUGUUUAAUUUUGUUUCGGAACUUGGAUUUACCAAGACAUUUAACAGAGUAAGGGAUAGAGUUCCAAAUCGAUACACCAAUCCUUACAAAAGAUUUUUUUAUUUACUCAGUUUUGGAAGCUUUCACGUUGAAGCAUUCAUUCGACGGUGAUCUGGUAUUAUUUGUGAAUCGUACUAGUUUUGGUGAAUUGGCUAAGAAUGUUAGUUGGGACGGACUGCUCAUGAAUGCAUGAUUCAUACAUUAAAUAACUUAUAUGUUUAAAAAACAGGACAAAGUCGGAAAGACAUUUUGCUUGGACAAAAAAAGCAUGUUCUUGCAGUACCAAUAGCAUCAUAGAAUAUAAGGUUCUCUUUUCGAUCCGUUGGCUGGCAACCAAUUUGAUGUGCCAUUUUUUCAGGUCAUGGUGCUUCUUACUGACGGAAACCAAACUGGAUUUGACCUUGUUCCUGAUCAGACACCCCUAGUGGAUGCAAUACAACCAAUCAAGGAUUUGGGUGUCAAGAUUAUUGCGAUUGGUAUUGGAAGUGUAGACAGGGAGCAGCUGGCAACUUUGGUCACCGACCCCAAUGAUAUUCUACAGCCUAAAAAUUUUCAAGAACUCUUGACUUUAGUGAAGACAACGGUUCAAAAGAGCUGCGAAGGUACGUAUUUAAAUAGUUAACUUCAUAUUGGCGCCUCGGCCGCAACGAUCUGCUUUUGACCUAAAAGAAAAGAGAAUGGAUUGGGAGCUUUCUGGCCCCACCCCUCCCCUCUGAUGAUGAUACGAACAUCUGGAAAUACAGCUCACGUAUAGCUCGCGUUAUUUAUGCAUUCGGUAACAGCAAAAAGUGUCAAAGAGUAUAAGACUGGAAGGCCCAUUACAAACGAAAAGGGGGUUAGCAUCUAUGAAUCCUGUUUCUUAUUCAUUUUUGGGUAACGAUUGCGUAUAAACCGAACAAGCUGCAUUUCCAUGGAGAUGAGUGAAGUCCAAACUCCGUCGAUACAAAGCGGCAGUAAUGUGAUUGUCUCGUUAUGUUUACUAGGUGGAAACAGCCCUGAGUCCAGUUUGUUGUCCCGUCUGUGA
Messenger RNA from Porites lobata, 8049 nucleotides. The record is from the annotation of a GenBank genome assembly. NCBI's taxonomy places the organism in Eukaryota, Metazoa, Cnidaria, Anthozoa, Scleractinia, Poritidae.